AGGAGAGCGAGAGUAGUGAUGACAUCACCAUCUUCCCCAGCCAGAAGGCAGGCGCCUUAUGCGGGGAGGGAGGAUUCAGCCACAGCAGCAGUGACUAGGAACCUGUACCUCGGAUAAUCCAGGCAUAGAUAAGCAUUUGAAAAAAGGAUGUUCCUCCAGCUGUAAUUACAGGAAUAUCCACGAUGAUCCCUUCAGCUGCAGCAACCCCUCCCAGCGACGUGCUUUUCCCCAGCCUGUCUUGUCAGGAAUUCUGGAGGUCACAGAUCUCAGGCUAUUCCGGAUCUGUCACUCGCCACAUCAGUCAUCGUGCCAACAACUUUAAAAGACACCCAAAGAGGAGAAAACACAUACGCCCCUCCCCUCCACCACCCCCAAAUACACCAUGCCCUAUUGAUCUGAUUGACUUUGGGGAUCUCCACCCUCAGAGAUCUUUCCUAGAACUGCUGUUUAAUGGGUGUAUUCUCUUUGGGAUCGAGUUCAGCUAUGCCAUGGAAACAGCCUAUGUGACUCCUGUGUUGCUUCAGAUGGGGCUGCCGGAUCAGUUGUAUGGAAUGGUGUGGUUUAUCAGCCCAAUACUAGGAUUCCUGCUGCAGCCUUUGCUGGGGGCCUGGAGUGACAGAUGCACAUCAAGAUUUGGCAGGAGGCGGCCCUUCAUUCUGGUCCUGGCAAUAGGAGCAUUAUUGGGGCUCUCACUUAUGCUGAAUGGAAGGGACAUUGGCAGCGCCUUAGCUGACACUGUGAAUAACCAUAAAUGGGGGAUCAUUCUCACAAUCUGUGGGGUGGUCCUAAUGGACGUUAGUGCAGAUUCGGCAGACAAUCCCAGUCAUGCUUACAUGAUGGAUGUGUGUAGCCCAGUGGAUCAAGACAGGGGGCUUAACAUCCAUGCUUUGUUAGCAGGUCUUGGAGGUGGCUUUGGUUAUGUUGUUGGAGGAAUAAAUUGGGAUAAAACCAGUUUUGGAAGAGCUGUGGGAGGGCAGCUCCGUGUCAUCUAUGUCUUCACAGCAAUAAUAUUGACUAUCACUACUGUCUUGACUCUAAUUAGCAUUCCAGAAAGACCACUGCAGUCUUUUAGCAAGAAGAAAAAAGUGAUGAAGAGUCCAAGUCUUCCUCUUCCUCCUUCUCCACCUCUUUUGUUUGAGGAAGGUAUAAAUGAAAAUCUCAGUUUUACAAGUCCAAUUUCCCCUCUGAGCCCACUCACACCUAAAUAUGGCAGUUUUAACAGCAGAGACAACUCCUUGACAGGAAUUAAUGAAUUUGCAUCAUCAUUUGGGACCUCAAAUAUUGACAGCGUACUCAUAGACUGCUUCACAGGAGGGUAUGAUGGCUAUUUAGCAAUCCCAGCUAGCUUGCCGAGACAGGCAAUCAGUGUCAGCUUUCCCAGGGUGCCAGAGGGCUUUUACUGUCAAGAAAAUGGAAUCCUGGACCAAGGGGAGAAUUCUGUAAAUCCAGGGCCAGAUGGAGAUGCACUAAGGGUGGGUUCAGUGGAUGCAAUAAAGCCACGAUCAAUAGGGAUUCUGAAAAGGCCUCAGACCUUGGCCAUUCCAGAUGUUGUCACAGGAUAUUGUCCAGAAAGUAGCAGGAGAAGAAACGUAACCUUCAGCCAACAGGUUGCUAAUAUUUUGCUGAAUGGUGUGAAGUAUGAGAGUGAGUUGAAUGGAUCCGGUGAGAUGUCUGAGCAAUCACUUUCCAUGAAACUUCUUUGUUCAACCAUCUGCCACAUGCCCAAGACUCUGCGUAACCUCUGCAUCAACCACUUCCUAGGUUGGCUCUCGUUUGAGGGAAUGUUGCUGUUCUACACAGACUUCAUGGGAGAAGUGGUGUUUCAAGGCAAUCCUAAAGCCCCUCACAACUCUGAUGAAUAUCAAAAAUACAAUGCUGGGGUCACCAUGGGCUGUUGGGGAAUGUGUAUCUAUGCAUUCAGUGCUGCAUUCUAUUCAGCCGCACUAGAAAAGCUGGAAGAAUACUUCAGUAUUCGCACCCUGUAUUUCAUUGCAUAUCUUGCUUUUGGACUUGGUACAGGCCUGGCUACACUCUCCAGAAAUAUCUAUGUGAUUUUAUCUCUAUGCAUAACUUAUGGUAUUCUGUUUUCAACACUCUGCACACUCCCUUAUUCUCUGUUGUGUGAUUACUACCAGAGUAAAAAGUUCGCAGGCUCGACUAUCGAUGGUACCAAGCGGGGGAUGGGCGUGGAUCUCUCUCUCCUGAGCUGCCAGUAUUUCCUAGCUCAGCUUCUCGUUUCCAUCGUGAUGGGACCCAUCACUUCCAUGGUGGGCAGCGCUAACGGGGUGAUGUAUUUUGCCAGCCUCGUGUCUUUCAUUGGCUGUUUGUUUUCCUCCCUGUGUGUCAUAUACGAGAUCCCAGCCAACGAGGAGCUGGCGGAGGAGCAGCAGCCGUUGGUGCGGAGCGCGUGAAGGGCAGGAUCGGCCGGCAGCGAGGGGCCGGGGGGCCGGGGAAGCGGCACUAAUCGUAUGAGACACGUUACAAUAAAAGCAACUCAGACGAACAGUG
Messenger RNA from Chrysemys picta bellii (western painted turtle), 2508 nucleotides. It is a transcript of the gene SLC45A1, whose product is annotated as solute carrier family 45 member 1. NCBI's taxonomy places the organism in Eukaryota, Metazoa, Chordata, Testudines, Emydidae. Gene Ontology annotation, molecular function: sucrose:proton symporter activity. The record is from RefSeq and is a predicted model, not a curated record. Gene Ontology annotation, biological process: transmembrane transport. Gene Ontology annotation, cellular component: membrane.